This is a messenger RNA of Lutra lutra (Eurasian river otter), 5708 nucleotides long. RefSeq names its product mbt domain containing 1 (gene MBTD1). Gene Ontology annotation, molecular function: zinc ion binding. The record is from RefSeq and is a predicted model, not a curated record. Gene Ontology annotation, biological process: regulation of DNA-templated transcription. Bases 442 to 2541 code for a protein of 699 amino acids. The transcript has 20 exons. NCBI's taxonomy places the organism in Eukaryota, Metazoa, Chordata, Mammalia, Carnivora, Mustelidae. Gene Ontology annotation, cellular component: nucleus.
UGGGCCAAUCGGGGCGCGGGUCACGGCGCAGGCGCGCUGGGGAGGGAGGGCUAUGCUAAUGUUGUUGAUAUCCUGGGGCCACCCGAGUUAAAGGGGGGAAAUCCGGGGGCUGCCGCAGCCGCCGCCGGUCUGGGCACAGCGGGGGCCCCCCCCCUGUAGUCGCCGUAGUCCCAGGGAGAGGCGCCUGCCCCCAGCUCGGGGAGGGGGCGCCGCGGGCCCGGGGAGCACGGACAACCCCUACCCAUGAGGCCCUGAUGGAAAACACAAAGGAUCUGAGUCGGAAGAGACAUUAGAGGUCACCCAAAGCAGCCGUCCCCUCUGCAGCCUCUCUGACAAGUGAACCUCAUCUUAAGGCUUCUGGCUGCCUUGCAAAUUACAGCAAAACUGUCUUGAACCGAACAUUCUUCACGCUCUGAAAGGAAAAGGAGAGACUCAUUCGGGAUGUUUGACGGUUAUGAUAGCUGCAGUGAGGACACGAGUAGCAGUUCCAGCUCUGAGGAGAGUGAAGAAGAAGUUGCUCCUUUACCUUCGAACCUCCCAAUUAUCAAAAACAAUGGACAAGUGUACACGUACCCAGAUGGUAAAUCUGGCAUGGCUACCUGCGAAAUGUGUGGGAUGGUUGGUGUGCGAGAUGCUUUUUACUCCAAAACAAAGCGUUUCUGUAGCGUUUCAUGUUCGCGAAGCUAUUCGUCAAACUCCAAGAAGGCAAGCAUUUUGGCCAGACUUCAGGUAACGGGUAAGCCUCCAACAAAGAAAGCAAAAGUUCUUCAGAAACAACCUUUAGUUGCUAAACUAGCCGCAUAUGCUCAGUAUCAAGCUACCUUGCAAAAUCAAGCAAAGACUAAAGCAGCAGUAUCCAUGGAGGGCUUCAGCUGGGGUAACUACAUCAAUAGCAAUAGCUUUAUAGCAGCUCCAGUUACCUGCUUUAAACAUGCACCUAUGGGGACCUGCUGGGGUGAUAUCUCAGAAAAUGUGAGAGUAGAAGUUCCCAAUACAGACUGCAGCCUACCUACCAAAGUCUUCUGGAUUGCUGGAAUUGUAAAAUUAGCAGGUUACAAUGCCCUUUUAAGAUAUGAAGGAUUUGAAAAUGACCCUGGGCUGGACUUCUGGUGCAAUGUCUGUGGCUCUGACAUCCAUCCAGUUGGCUGGUGUGCAGCCAGUGGAAAGCCUCUUGUCCCUCCUAGAACUAUUCAGCAUAAGUAUACAAACUGGAAAGCUUUUCUAGUGAAACGACUUACUGGUGCCAAAACACUUCCUCCUGAUUUCUCACAGAAGGUUUCAGAGAGUAUGCAGUAUCCUUUCAAACCUUGCAUGAGAGUAGAAGUGGUUGACAAGAGGCAUUUGUGUCGCACGCGAGUGGCAGUGGUGGAAAGUGUAAUUGGAGGAAGAUUAAGACUAGUGUAUGAAGAGAGUGAAGAUAGAACAGAUGACUUCUGGUGCCAUAUGCACAGCCCGUUAAUCCAUCAUAUCGGUUGGUCUCGAAGCAUAGGCCAUCGAUUCAAAAGAUCUGAUAUUACAAAGAAACAGGAUGGACAUUUUGAUACACCACCACAUUUAUUUGCUAAGGUAAAAGAAGUAGACCAGAGUGGGGAAUGGUUCAAGGAAGGAAUGAAAUUGGAAGCUAUAGACCCGUUAAAUCUUUCCACAAUAUGUGUCGCGACUAUUAGAAAGGUGCUGGCUGAUGGAUUCCUGAUGAUUGGGAUCGAUGGCUCAGAAGCAGCAGAUGGAUCUGACUGGUUCUGUUAUCAUGCAACCUCCCCUUCUAUUUUCCCUGUUGGUUUCUGUGAAAUUAACAUGAUUGAACUUACUCCACCUAGAGGUUACACAAAACUUCCUUUUAAAUGGUUUGACUACCUCAGGGAAACUGGCUCCAUUGCAGCACCAGUAAAACUAUUUAAUAAGGAUGUUCCAAAUCACGGAUUUCGUGUAGGAAUGAAAUUAGAGGCAGUAGAUCUCAUGGAGCCACGGUUAAUAUGUGUAGCCACAGUAACUCGAAUUAUUCAUCGUCUCUUGAGGAUACACUUCGACGGAUGGGAAGAAGAGUACGAUCAGUGGGUAGACUGUGAGUCCCCUGACCUCUAUCCUGUAGGGUGGUGUCAGUUAACUGGAUAUCAGCUACAGCCUCCGGCUUCACAGUCGUCAAGAGAAAGCCAAUCAGGUUCUUCAAAACAGAAGAAAAAGGCUAAGUCCCAGCAAUACAAAGGACAUAAGAAAAAGAGGAAGAUGCCAGUUGGGAAGAAGCCUGUCAGUUUGUCGAGCCUGCCCAUGACAGGUGGGGUGCGGAGGAGCUUCUCUGGUGACGAAGAGUUGACUCCUCCUCCAUAUCGAACCCUUCCAGCACAGACAGCCCCAGAGGCCUUCCCACCUCCCAGCACUAGCCGAGAGUUCAGUCCCAGCCUCAAAACAGUCCUUGGGAGUCACUUCACUGAAGUUGAAUCAUCAGGGAGGGAUUUUUAUUUUCUUUUAAACCACUUCUUGAGCCUCACAUUAAGUGACUACAUUGCAGCUGAAGGAGGAGUUGAUAGACGGAGAGGAUUAUAAUUUCCUCCAAGGAGCAUCUGAUCAGGAAAGCAAUGGCUCUGCCAACUUCUACAUCAAACAAGAGCCCUGAGAGGGCUCCAAAACUGAGGGCGGGAGGGGAAGAAUUUUACACAGGACUGAUUUGUAAUCCCUCGAGCUGUACAGCGGGGCUAUUCUACUGGGACAUUUUGCUAAACAUAGAAAAUUUCAGUUCCAGAUUUUUCAGGUGGGUGGGGAAACUAUUUUAGUCGUGGGGGGAAAUUUUUCAAUUUAUAAAGAUGGACAAUUUUUGUGUUGUAUUUGAAGCUUUUGAAAGAAUUUUGUAAUAUUUUCCAAGUUUGGAUUUAUGUGCAUUGUUAACAACUGAAAUUCUAACUUUUUGGUAAGAUUAAAGUUUAGGUAACAGGAUUGAAGGAAAUGAUUUAAGAAGGAUAUAGUUGUAAAUGCAAAUGAACUGUCAUUACAAAUGAACCUUUUUUGGUACCUGUUGGGAGAUUUGGGGGAUUUUAGAAGUUAGGCCAGUCACAUCUCCAGCUUCCUUUGCUGCAGAAAUAUGCAACUGAGCCCCCCUCUCGUGGAGGGUUCAUCACCACAUAGAUCAUGGAAGGGGAAUUAAAUCCGCUUGGUGGCAUUUUGUUGUAGCCCAUUUUAAAUGUUUGUACAGAAAUGUUUUUCAUUCUGUGAAAAUGUAUUUGGAGUUCUAUAUGAAACUGGAAGAACUCUAAUACUUUUAUAUGUUCUCUUUUAAUUAAAAAAUGAUUAAAAUUAUCCUAACACUAAAGUGUUAAACUGGAAUGGUUGACCAGAUGAACAGGAUCUCAGUGUACACGUUGAGGGGUUGGGGAAAGUAUAAUAUUGUCCUUCGUUUGUUUUCUUUUCCUUACUAAAAGACACCCCACAAGAGGGAUUCUGAUCAGUUCUCUGCCAUUUCCCUCCAUCUGUUAGAUAAUACUUAAUAUAACCACACCCCAAAACAGAUGUUCUUCUGUAUAACCAGUAGAAUCAAAUCAAAAGUUGUUUAAAGCCAAAAAUCAGUUUAGAAUUCAAAAUCAUUCCAGCUCUGCUUUUAACUAUCCUGGAUUUGUUUAAAAAAAAAAAAAAAAAAAAAAAACUAGAGAAUUUAAUUUUCUUAAAAUUCCAUAUAUAUAGGUAUAUAUAUAUGGUAUGAAUCGUCUUUUAAUUGUAUUCAAAAUUAAUUUUAACAGUAAUAACUGAUUUGGACCAUUUCAAACAUUCCCUACUUUAAAAUUCACAUGGCUUCCUUUAAAAAACAAAAGGAUACAAGGGUAAAUUGGUGAAAGGUUUGCUCUCUGCGUUUUUCUAACUUUCUGAGUUGUGACUGAAUGAGAGAGCUCUAGCGUUUACCAGUGAGGUUCAUAAACUAAACUCUCAGGAAUUAAUUGCAUCUGUUCUAGAAGUGCUUCUGGGUCUUAGCCUGGCCUCUUCAGAGUGGUAACAUUGACCAUCUCCUCUGGAAUAUAGGUAGGGCUAAUUAGAAAUUAAUCAAAAUGAUUAACCUCUAAAGUCCUUCAGCCUAUGGAAUGCUUUAAAAAAAAAUGGUAAUGGAAAGCCCCAGGAGACCAUUUUAGGUAAGAUUUUUGUUUGAAUUUUAAAGUGCAUAGAACAUUAAAAACCAGCAAUUUAUUUUCUAAAAUAUUGCUCUACUUUUGGGAAUAAUAGCAUUGGUAAUACGCACAGGUUUACCUCAUUCUAUGCAAGAGGGGUUAAUAACAUAAGGUUUUGUAGUUGCUACUGGAAGUAAAAUUUGUUACUUUAUAGUAUAAGAAUGUAUGGAAUCGCAUGUCAACAUUUCUUAAUACUGACUCUUUAGGGGUAUAAAUGCAGAUCAUAUCAACGCCAAGUUGAUUCUCAUGUGUCAAAUAUAUGUGAAUUCAGCUGUUAAAUUACUGGAUAUUUAUCUUAAACAACCUUACUGAGAGGGACCUACUGUAAAUGUGACAUCCUCACACUUCCCAAAUCUUUAACUUUUAAGAAUCUUCCCAUAAACAUAAAGCCUAGAAGAAGACUUCCGCAGCAGGGCUUAACCACGGUCUUCAUUCUCAGGCUCUGGUUCCGUGACAGGAGCUUCAGGGCGUGCUUGGCCAUACCUGGGGCUUAGGGGCCCUGUGGGGAACUGGGUAAAACCAGGAGGGAUUUGAUUUGGAGCCUGGUAAUUAGUUCUGUGUGCAAUGUUCAUUUGUAGCCAGGUCUUAGAAGCUUCCAGUCAUAUAGCAAAACCAGGCUCUGAGUGUCUUUGAAUGUCCCACCUGUUGGUGAAAUGUUUCUUGUCUUGAUCCCAUGACCAACAGUUAAAGGUUGGCAAGGACUUCCUGUGGUCUCAACACAGUCUGAAGCCCUCCUUGUUGUUCAGGCUCUAACUCCUGCUGCUGAUAAACAGAAAACAAGUUAGUGCAGAGGAGAGUGAUGUCUUAGCCAUAAUUCCAGUCGUAUGACCCAAUAGCCCCAUUCUCUUUUACGGUUCAAAACAUACUGCUGACCUUGGGUUUAUUUUCAUUUUUCUCCUCUUAGAAUUAUUUGGGGAUUUUUGGUAGUUUAAACUCUUUAACCUUUUCCUUGCUGUGUAUGAGGAAAGCUAAAGCUGUUAUCAACUUCUUAUUCUACGGAUACUAACACGGGUUUUCAGUGUUUGUUUGUUUUUAUUAUAUUAAUUUUGCGUGAUGUGAAUACCCUCUCCCAUCAAUACUUGUAUUAUGGUGCUAUAUAUUUGGUAAUGAUCCUUUACUAUUGGGAAGGGAUUUUAAAAAUACUGUGAUGAAACUGGGUUGCUUCCUUUAAUUUUCAUAUUUUAAAUAAAGCCACAGUCAUUUAUACAAAAGAAAAGCAUCUGUCCCUGGGCAAAUCUUUUGAGGACAGAGGUCAAAGUAAACUGCAUAAGGUUUUUACAUCAUUUCUGUAUGUAUUUGAUAUAUAGAUCAAUAUCUGUACAAAUUUAAUCUUUUAUUUUCUUGGUAACUUGUGAUCACUGAGGAAGUAUUUGAGACUUUCUCAUGAAGUGUAUAUAAUGGCGUGAAAAAUUCCUUCAGAGAAACUUAUGUUCCUUUCAUUUUUACCAAACUGCAAAUUUUCAGCAUGGAUGUGAAAAGCAUUAAAAUUAUAACUUUGUGUACAAGAUGAAAAUAAUUCACUAAAUUGCCCUUUUUUACACAAAAUAAAACGUUAAAGUUAAA